Messenger RNA from Salvia hispanica, 1064 nucleotides. RefSeq lists its product as uncharacterized. The record is from RefSeq and is a predicted model, not a curated record. NCBI's taxonomy places the organism in Eukaryota, Viridiplantae, Streptophyta, Magnoliopsida, Lamiales, Lamiaceae.
AUUUCUGCAAGGCAAAGGGUUCUUGAACGGAACGACUCCAGUAACGUACGCACUACCCCUCCGCGGCCUCCCCCGGCUAACAUGCGCACCACCCCCACUCUCCCCAACUUUUCCACCUGAAAUCCCUUUUAUCACUAACAUGCGCCAUCUCCACCACUUCAUCACCGCCAUGGCCCCUUCCUCCUCCCUCAAAAAAACCCCAAUUCCCAAAACCCCCGCGCCCUACCCCCUAAAUUCCUCAAAUUGCCCCUCCCUCUGCCGCCACUCCCCCUCCGCCACCCUCGACCUACUCAUCUUCAUCCUCGUCCUCUUCUCCGGCGCCUUCUUAAUCGUCUCCUGCUUCUCCUACCUCUUCCAGUCCCUCUCUCUCAUCCUGCCCCCCUUCUCCACCAUCGCCGCGCAUUUCCAGCGCCAUUUCGCCUCCAAUCCGCAGUCGCAGCUGAUCAUCUUCACGCUAUUCGUCGUCUCCUUCGUCGGCUUCGUUGUCUUCUUCGAGAUCUGCUGUGGGCACAGAUCGAGAAGGUGCGAGAGGAAAGGGUGUAGAGGGCUGAAGAAGGCGAUGGAGUUCGAUUUGCAGCUGCAGGGAGAGGAGCUGCUCCGCGCUGGCGAUGGGAAUAAGGCGGUGAGAGAUGUGAAUGAGCUGCCGUGGAAAGGGGGCGGCGACGAUAACCCUGAUUACGAGUGCCUAAGGGCGGAGCUGAGGAAAAUGGCGCCACCUAACGGCCGUGCUGUGCUACUCUUUCGCGACAAAUGUGGCUGCCCCGUUGCCAAGCUCGAAGGCUGGGGGCCGAAACGCGGCCGCCGCCACAAGAAGAGCCUGUCUCUUGCUGUUGGAGGAGAACAAAGGUGAUGGUGAGUGUCUUGAUCAUACAAUGGCCAAUUUUGUCUUUUUGGCAUCAGUUUCAUGUUCUAGAACUGUAUUAGAAAGAACAAUCUCCUUUAAUGUUAUCAGUUUACAUAGGAACUUAAACCUUAAAAACCUACAUUAUUGGGGAAGAGUAUCUUGUCUUUCUCUAUGCCAAAGUAAUUGAAAAUAAAUAGACAAGUGAUUUAAAUGGUUUGAA